Messenger RNA from Periconia digitata, 1371 nucleotides. The record is from the annotation of a GenBank genome assembly. Lineage: Eukaryota; Fungi; Ascomycota; Dothideomycetes; Pleosporales; Periconiaceae.
AUCUCGGAUUGCGCAUUAUUCAAAUCAUCGACCUUGCUCUCCAUCGAUUUGAUCAUAGUCUCUCGGUAUAAGAAUAAACUUCGAAAAUCCAAAACUGCCAACACCAUGGCAGCACCGGGCGGGAAGUUCUUCAUAGAAGACAAUCUCCAAAUCAAAGCAAAGCAUCAUGAAAGCUUCGAGCAGCUUUGGGAGACAAAAUGGAAACAGCCUGCUGAAAUGGGCGUCUACCCCUUCAUGUUCAGCACCGCAGCAGAUUUCGAGCCCGUCGUCAAAGAACUUGUCGCGAAAGGCUUCAAAGAACCCUACAACUGGGAUGAAUACGCCAAAGUGUACUUCCCGCAAGCAGAGCGCCUCGCGGAUGUAGCGCGGGAAGCGCAAGCCAAGGGCGAGAAAGAAAAAGCAUCCGAAUACUGGUUAAGAGCGAGCGCCGUGUAUAGAAUAAGCCGGUUCCCAGCACCCAGAAGCGAUGUUCAAAGAGAGGCGUGGAGGAUCGGGAAGGAAUAUGCCAUUACAGGACUCGGCCUCCGUCCCCACCCCGUCCACGAAGUCCAAAUCCCACACACCCACCGCCUCCCCAACGAAGGCCCCACAAUCCCAGCCUACCACCUCGUCCCUUCACACGCAACCCCCCAAUCCCCCGUCCCACUCCUCAUAAUCUUCACGGGGCUCGACGGCUACCGCACAGAACUCGCCGUGUGGAUGGAAGGCUGGCGCCAAAACGGCAUCGCAACGCUCGUCCUCGAAAUCCCCGGCACAGGCGACUGUCCCGCGGAACCAUCCGACCCCAAAUCCCCAGACCGCCUCUACGACUCGCUCUUCGCAUGGACAGACACACACUCGUUAAUCGACAAGACAAAAAUCGCCAUCUGGGCAUUCAGCACGGGCGGCUUCUACGCCAUCCGCGUCGCGCACACGCACGCAUCCAAACUCGCGGGCGUCGUCGCCCUCGGCGGCGGCUGCCACUACAUGUUUUCCCCCAAAUGGCUCGCCGCCGUCAACCACCUCGAAUACCCCUUCGACCUCGCCGACACGCUCGCCUACAAGUGGGGCUACGGCUCCGACGUCGCCGCCUUCACGCGCGACGCCAUGGCAAAAUUCUCCCUCCUCAACGACGGAACCUUGGAUACGCCUGAGUGCGCCCGUCUGCUCCUCGUCAACGGCACCCACGAUGAGAUCUUCCCCAUCGACGACUACUAUCUCGCGCUCAUGAGGGGCGGGGUCAAGGAGGUUAGGUUCGUCGAGGGCGUCAAGCACAUGGGGGAGCCCAUGAGCUUUUUUGUUAUUUUGAAGUGGUUGUAUGGCGUUUUUGGGGUCGAGGGCGCAGAUGCGGUAAAGCAGAUGCAGACUUUGCCUUUUAAGCCAAAGUAUUGA